AUGCUCGUCCAUGCCAUACGGGGGAGACUUUGGUAUGCUAAAACCGGUCAUGAUGCUCUCAUAUUUGCCCAGAACCACCAGAUCAAAGUACACACAUCAAUAAUCGCUUCUGAAAGCCCAUAUCUCAACAGGAUGUUUGAGCAAAGUGCCCAGUCAGGUGGCAGACGUACUUAUUAUAUUCAUUCUGUGGAUGUACACACCGUAUUACGGACAUUGGAAUUGAUCUAUCUCGGUGCGUACUCUUACCACCUGGAGAAGACAGAAAUUCCAGACUCGGAGAGACUGCUUAUCGAUGUUUCUGUAUAUCAUUUAUGCAAGGCUUGGCAGCUCCCAGUGGACUUCCAAAGCAUUGCUUUCUCGCGGUACAAAGAGGCGGUGUUUUCGCAAGGACAUGAUCCCGGCCAGCUCCUGGACUCUUUGCAGCCCAUGCGGACGCCGCUUGUAGAUGGAAUAAGCCGAGAGGAUAUCUUUCCUGGAAAGUUGUUGAACGCAUUACUAUCAAAGGGGGAGUUAGAGGAGGAUAGACUAGUUACAUUUGCUGUUUAUGAGGCUCGCCGAGCUAUUUGA
Molecule: messenger RNA, 567 nt
Organism: Penicillium cosmopolitanum
Lineage: Eukaryota; Fungi; Ascomycota; Eurotiomycetes; Eurotiales; Aspergillaceae
Exons: 2
Coding region: 1-567 (188 amino acids)
Molecular function (GO): protein binding
Source: RefSeq, a predicted model, not a curated record